Molecule: messenger RNA, 1576 nt
Organism: Lactuca sativa (garden lettuce)
Lineage: Eukaryota; Viridiplantae; Streptophyta; Magnoliopsida; Asterales; Asteraceae
Product: protein PHLOEM PROTEIN 2-LIKE A10
Source: RefSeq, a predicted model, not a curated record
AACUAAAGGGAGUUGAAGUGGAAUUUAACAGCUUUUAUAAACACGGAUUUUUCGGAGUGGAUCAGAUCGAGACGAUUGAUACGUAGGUCUGCAGCAGACUCGACGACGCAAAGAUUCUGCAACUCCAUUCCCGCCCUUUGCGUUCAAGGUCAACUAUCAUCAAGGAAUUUCAAUUCCCUUAGUUCCUAAUUCAGUAAAUCAAAUUAAGACCCUAGUUUCUUUCAAAUCCUCGGAGUUGUUUGUUAUAUGGAUUUGGAUCUUUUCAAGAAGAGCUUGGAUUCGGAUAUCGUGAAGAAGAGUUUGGAUUACACUCGAAAGAGAAAGAAAUGGAUUCUUCUCAUCGGAGCGUUAGGGCUUUCAAGUUACGGAGCGUUUAGGGUUUACAACUCACCUUCUGUGGUGAAGAAGAGGGAGAGAUUCGCAAAGGUUUUAGGCUCGUUAGCUUCAAUCGCUGAAUUACUUGGUGAUUCCGCAGAGACAAUAGGAGUCGUUUCAAAGGACUUGAAAGAGUUCAUACAAUCUGAUUCAGACGAAAUCCCAAACAGUCUGAAGCAAUUGUCGAAAAUCACAAGAUCCGAUGAAGUUUCAGAAUCUAUCAUUACUGUUACAAGAGCUUUAACUGUGGGAAUCUUGCGAGGCUACAAAGUUGGGGAAAGAAAAUCCGAUCCAGGUAACAGUUUUUCAGACAGAGCUUUAGAUAAACUCUUUUCUCCUUCUGGAUCUGGUUUCGCCUCCAUUGUUGUUGGAAGUUUCGCUAAGAACAUGGUGAUGGCAAUUUACACCGGAAAUGGAAACGAAUCAAACACCUCAGGAAUCUCAGAAACUUCAACCUCUAUCCAGAAAUUUGUAGAUGUAAUAGCAGAAGAGAAAUGCAAGAAACUAAUCGGCGAUUGCAUCCAACAAUUCGUAAGCACAUUAGUCACAGUUUACCUCGAUAAAACCAUGGAUGUAAACCCAUACGAACAAAUCCUCUCAGGUUUCACAAACCCCAAACACGAAGAAAAAGCAAGAGACCUCUUAACUUCCUUCACCAAUGGAGCAAUCGAGACUCUCGUAAGAACAUCCCACCAAGUGAUUACAAAUCCAGAUGCAAAAGGAAAAGAACUUGUUUUAAACGGAAUCAAACCAAGAAAAAGUCAAAUCAAUUCAGGUUUUGUUCACAAAAUCUCUUCAACUUUAGCAGUUCCUAGCAACAGAAAGCUUGUUCUUGAUGUAACUGGGCGUGUGACAUUUGCAACUGUAAGAUCUUUCUUGGAGUUUUUCUUGGAUCAAUUAUCAUCAGGUAUGAAAAGAAAAGUUGAUGGAGUUCAUGAUGACGCCAUUGAUAAAGGGCGUGAAGUUUACAGGUAUGUGAGUACAAAAUCAUAUACUGUUAUGACUAUUUGUCUUUCUGUGUGGUUGCAUGUGUUAAGUAGUCCAUGGAGUUUUUCAUCUACAUAAUUGUGAUAUGAAAUGAUGAAAAAUGAAAUUCUUUAGCUUGGAUUUAAUCAAUUUAUACGAGAUACAAUACAUGAUUAUAUGUAUAUAUUUGGAACAGAAUGUACUCAUUCUAUAUAAUGUAGUGAUUUUAUCUUGA